AUGAACUCCACAGUUGGGAUGGAGAAUUUCAGCCUGAGCACCACAUAUGACCCAGACAAACUGUGUAAUCCAGCUGACUACCCUGGAGAGAGGUGGCCCUUUCUCUUUAUGUACCUGGUCAUCAUUAUCAUCGGGAUUCCCUCCAACUCCUUUUUCCUCUAUGUUUCCUGGCAGCACAUCAGAAAGAGGAAUGCCCUGGGCAUCUAUCUGUUUAACCUGGCCCUGUCAGACCUCCUAUUCACUGUGGGACUGUCUCUUUGGGUGGACUUUAUGUGGCAUGGUGUCUGGUUUCACGGGGAUGCAGUGUGCAUUCUCUCCGUCAUAGUCCUCUUUACUAACUUCUACACCAGCGAUGGGCUGCUUUGCUGUAUUGCUCUGAACCGUUACCUGGCUGUGGUCCACCCGCUAAAGUACCCCAUCCUGAGGAGGCUCGACACGGCCGUGAUGAUCAGCGUGGCUAUCUGGGUGCUGGUUGUCUCCUUCAACGCCUUCACCAUCAUCUGGAUCGACUCGUACAACUCAGAUGAGCAGAGAGCCAUGUGUUUAGACGUGUUCCCCUUGAGGGACAGUCUGCUACAGGUCAGCGUGGCUCGUUUCGUCCUGGGUUUCCUGUUUCCUGUCCUGCUGGUGUCGUUCUGCUGCCGGGGGAUCUGUGUGGCAGUACGUGCCAACCAGGCCACGAAGGAGCAGGAGAGGAGACAUGUGUCCCAACUCCUGGCGAUGGUGCUGCUCACCCUGGGGCUCUGCUUCGGACCCAUCCACGUUAUGAUGCUCUUGCGGGGGCUGCUGGAGCACUGUGGGAGCCCCUCCUGGCUCUUCCUGCCCUAUAAGGUCAGCAUGGCGAUAUCAGCACUCAACAGCGUGGCUGACCCUUUCCUCUACUGUUUCAUCACCAGGCUGGGCAAGGCAAAUGUCACACAGGUGGUACACUACUUCCAGUGGAAGAGAAAGGGGAAUGGUCAGGAGGUGGUAUAA
This is a messenger RNA of Salvelinus fontinalis (brook trout), 975 nucleotides long. RefSeq names its product psychosine receptor-like. NCBI's taxonomy places the organism in Eukaryota, Metazoa, Chordata, Actinopteri, Salmoniformes, Salmonidae. Gene Ontology annotation, cellular component: membrane. Bases 1 to 975 code for a protein of 324 amino acids. The transcript has a single exon. Gene Ontology annotation, biological process: G protein-coupled receptor signaling pathway. The record is from RefSeq and is a predicted model, not a curated record. Gene Ontology annotation, molecular function: G protein-coupled receptor activity.